Messenger RNA from Clarias gariepinus (North African catfish), 2180 nucleotides. Its product is annotated as extracellular matrix protein 2. Gene Ontology annotation, cellular component: extracellular matrix. Bases 111 to 1826 code for a protein of 571 amino acids. The transcript is spliced from 9 exons. Lineage: Eukaryota; Metazoa; Chordata; Actinopteri; Siluriformes; Clariidae. Gene Ontology annotation, biological process: positive regulation of cell-substrate adhesion; extracellular matrix organization. Gene Ontology annotation, molecular function: protein binding; heparin binding; collagen V binding. The record is from RefSeq and is a predicted model, not a curated record.
CCUCCUUGGCUCCCCUCUUCCUCCGGCUGACUCUUUAAGAGGGCAGCCAUCAGGUACGCACUGAGUGAGACCGUCACGCCGAGUGUUAGAGCGCAGAGUAAAUCAGCACCAUGCAGUCAGCGUGGAUAUUGUGUAUCUGUAUAGGUGUAUGUGUAGGAGCUUUGGCUGUGGAUACAGACCCUCCAAAUGCACUGGGGAAAACUACUGAGAAUGGGACAAGCACUGACCUUACGAACGCUCCAGAGGUGGAGACAGCAGUGGAAUAUUCAAGGGAGAAGAAGGCAGCUGAGAAGGCAAAUAAAAGCCCAGUUACGGACAUACAGCAGCCAGUUCUGGGAAGAACCCUGGCAGCGUGGGUAGAGCUAAAUUCCAUCUUGAAAAUGCGAGAUGGGAUUUCAGGUAAACUGAGCACGGUACUGCGUGAGCUCGGAACCGAAAAGAGCCGCCUUCUUGGCCAGCCUAAUGAGCCAGUGAAAAAGACAACGGAAGAGGAUGAGGAAGAGGAAGAAAAUGAUGAUGAUGAAGAGGAAGAAGAGGAAGAAGAAGAAGAAGAAGAAGAGGCCGAAGGAGGGGAAGGAGGUGAAGAAGAAGAAAAUGAAGGAGGAGAGGAAGAACAGGCAGAGGAAGAGGAGAUCGAGGCAGCUGGUAACAGUACUGCAGAAUUACUACCAGAGGGUUGCCAGCUGAAUGAAACCGAGAUUUCCUGUGCAGACGCUGGCAUUGCUGAAUUUCCCGUCAUCAAUGACCUCAAUGUCACCACGCUUGACUUAUCUGGAAACAACUUCACCACAUUACCUACUGAUGUGUUCUCUGGUCUGCCCAACCUGGAAGUGAUCAACCUGAGCAGGAACCUUCUGGAUGACUCUUCCAUCAGCCCUGACUUAUUCAUGAAUAUGACAAACCUAAAAGCAGUGAACCUUGAUGGCAAUGGUCUGGAAACAAUCCCACAUCUGCCAAGUUCUUUGGAGGAGCUGAGAAUCAAUGACAACAAGAUAAACCAAGUGCUUUCCCACAGUUUAAAAGGGUUGUCCAACUUGCUCCACUUGGAGCUGGCAGGGAACAUCCUCUGGGAGGGCAGUGUUGAGCCCUUGGCCUUCGAACACCUCACCACGCUCAAACACUUGAGACUAGACAACAACCGAUUCUCCUCUAUCCCCCCUGGACUGCCCACAUCUUUAGAGGAUUUGAGGAUGCCACACAAUCAGUUGGUCGAGGUACAGGAAAGUGCUUUAAAUUCCUCUGUCCACUUGGCAGCCCUGGAUCUGAGUCACAACCUCCUAAGUGAUGCCAGUUUCUACCCCGGGUGCUGGGUAGAUCUGCCGAAGCUGGAGAAUCUGGACCUGUCUCACAAUCAGCUCAACAUGGUGCCUGCUCACCUGCCCCGAGUUCUGCGACAGCUCUCCUUGCAGCACAACUUCAUCCAGUCCAUCCCUCCCAACACUCUGAGCCACCUGCGGCCAGGCCUCCAGUCCCUGCGCCUCUCUCACAACCAGUUACCCGAGCAGGGGCUACUAGGGAAGGCCUUCCGGGGAGCUUACAAUACUUUGCAGGAGCUCUUACUGGACAACAACAGAUUGGAGAGAGUACCACCGAACAUUCGUUACUUUAGGAACCUGCAUCAGCUGCGGCUGGAUCACAAUCUUAUCAGUGCUGUUCCAGUGAAGUCUGUGUGUAAAAUCAGUCCCAGUAACUCGUCUCCGCUGUUGGCUCUCCACCUGGAGAACAACUACAUCGAUGUGAACAGGAUCCCACGAAAGGCUCUGUCCUGCAUCCCUGACCUUCAGAGGGUCAUACUGGAGCCGCAGACUCAUAAUGAGAUUGUGUAAAACCUCUGCAGAUCACAUCAAUCGAAUCUCAUUCGCUUGUGAUCGAUUCUUAAAAAUCGACUAAUUUGAUUUGUUUUUAUUUAACUAUUUAAUUCAAAGGCAUGAUUCAGGGUACUUAUAUAUUUUUUUAAAGAUACUGUUGCCGCUGUUUUUUUGUGUGUGUAUUAUGGAAAUCUGCUGAUUCCAGUCUUUAUGCCACUGCAGUAUCUUCGCUUCUAAUAACAAAGUGACUUUUUUUUCUGAAGAUAUGCCAGUGCUGUUGUAAUAUUUGUUCAUAUUAAUGCUUUUAUUACAACUCUUUGGCUAAAUGUCUGUGUGUUUGUAACGUGUCAUAAAUACAAAUAUGCAUUUACA